AUGGAGGCCGCAACAAUCCCUGGAAAUGGGGCACAGCAUUCCAUCGCCGAUGCGUCCAUGGACAUUGACAUGGACAUCGACCUAGGUCCAGAGCCAGAUCUGGAGCCGGAACCACAACCCAUUUUACCCAAUGUGACUCCCCAAGAGGCCUCGAUUGAUCCACUUGCUGAGGAAGCUGUCUUUGAAAAAGUCCACGUCCGCGGGGUGGAUGAAUUGACAACUGAUGAUAUCAAACAAUUUGCCAGCGCUCAUUUCGAACACGAGACCCCGGCACGUAUCGAGUGGAUUGAUGAUACCUCCGCAAACAUAAUCUAUUCCUCAACAGAGAUGGGCCUUCAAGCGCUGGCAGCUUUGACACAGGUUAGCGAGGAAGAAGAUGUGUCGGCACUCCCACCUCUGCGCCUCCGGUCGGCGAAGCUUCUGGCAUCACAUCCCGACUCUGUCCUCCAAGUGCGAUCUGCUGUCAAGUCAGACCGCAAACAGGCUCGGGCCCAUGAAAAGAGUCGCUUUUAUCUCAUGCACCCCGAACACGACCCGCGCGAACGCUUGCGACAAGAGCUCUCUGACCGAAGACGAGGCGGUGACACAAGCGAGGGAGAAUACCGGCGACGCCGCUUUGAUGACAGGGAACUGCGCCGCCGCCGAGACCGCGACCAUGACGACCAAUUCGACGCCAACAUGUACGAUGACCAACCGCAAGGGGAGAGCCACUCCGACUCGGAACGUGGCAGGAGGGAUCGGAGGCGGCGGGGCCCGCGCGAAUUAUUUCCAGAGGACGACAGCUCUUCUGGGCGGCUUCGCAAUCGCAGUGCGUCUCCUGGUCGGGACACUCUUGAGGAUGCGGAUCGCGUCGACACGCGCAACAGAUUCCGGGAGCGGUCGCCACGAGCUGGUCGCCGAAACCAAGGCAAAGAGCUCUUUCCAUCCGACUCGAGCACCCGAGAACUUUUCCCCAAUAAGCCUGUCUCAAGCUACAUCAAAAAAGAAUUGUUUCCUGCAAAGCCUAGCAACCACCGCCGAUCAGAUGCCUUUGACGCUGCCGAUGAGACUGCAGAUCUGCUAGGGCGACGAAUUUCCGUUCCUUUCACAGACGGUGGUUCCGAUCAACGAAAUACCAAUGUUGAGCUGUUUCCUGACUCGAGAUCUGGUAAUGGCUCUCGCAUCCGCGGAAUGGCAAUGGGAGACCAAGGCGAUGCCAUACGCGCCGCGGGACGUGGUAUGUCGAUCAAAGGUCGGGGUGCAUCGGUUCGCGAACUGUUCCCAGACAAGUUUAACAACAAUCGCAAUGUCGGAAAGGAGCUUUUCUCCGAGACGCUUGAGGGACGAGGUGGUCGUCGUCGGCGAGCCGAGGACAUGUUCAGUUGA
Penicillium macrosclerotiorum is the source of this 1365-nucleotide messenger RNA. Its product is annotated as NCBP3 domain-containing protein. Lineage: Eukaryota; Fungi; Ascomycota; Eurotiomycetes; Eurotiales; Aspergillaceae. The coding region runs from base 1 to 1365 and encodes 454 amino acids. Gene Ontology annotation, molecular function: RNA 7-methylguanosine cap binding; mRNA binding. Gene Ontology annotation, cellular component: nucleus; cytosol. The transcript has 2 exons. The record is from RefSeq and is a predicted model, not a curated record.